AUGGCCGAGCCCACUCUCACCGGAACACUGGUGUCGGGGCUGAACCUCCGCAAAGGCCGCGCCAUCGACGACGACAACUGGGCGCCGUACGUGGUGGUGGCGUUGUUGGAGCGGAACGACUACGACACGCUGUUGGCGAAGCAGCAGCUCGACCCACACAGCUUCCUGUACAAUUACCAGCGCGUCUAUCCUCAGCGACGAAACACCUACCGAACAGAUCCGCCCAAAGAACAGUCGGAGACCGAAAUCAAGUGGACCGACCAGGACUUCACCUUUCCCAUUUCUACAAAGACAGAGCAGGAGAUCCUGAUCGAGCUAUGGAACGCUCGGCCUUCUGCGCCCAAGGACGAGUUGCUGGGCGAGGCACGCAUCGGGCUUCGCUCCCUCUUCGUGACCAGCGCGGACGGCGGAGAGAAAUGGCUCACCCUCAAAAAGCGGCCAGUGGGUGGGAGUGAUGGCGGCACGCCCGGCGGACAGUUCCUCUUCAACUUCAAGCUGAACGCGCCCAAGCUCACUUACGAUGUGGAUCUGGCGAUGCUGUUCCCCGGCUUCCAGUGCUCGGUGAUCAACAUCAACGACUACAUCUCCGACGAGGCGCUCGAGAAGAUGGGCUCGGACAAGAGGAAGCGCCAAAAGGUCCUCUUCGAAAUCAUCAACACCGAGAAAUCGUACGUGCGGGAUCUGUACAUGCUGAACCAACUCUUCGUCGUCAAGCUCCGCGAGAAGGAGAUCCUCACGCGCGAGGAGAUCUCCUCGAUCUUCGCCAACAUUCCCACGCUGCAGGACAUGCACCUCGAGCUCUUCAAGACUCUGGAGUCGCUGUUGGAGAAGGACCGAAGCAAGACGGAAGAGGAGAUCAUCGAACGUGGAGUCAUGAACGACGGACUUGGUGACAUCUUCCUCUCGCGGGCCAACCUCUUCAAGCACUACGCCGCCUUUUGCAGCAACCACAUCAACAUCGGGGUUAAAAUCAAGGCCCUCCAAAACCAGAAGCCCGCGUUCGCAGACUUUCUUGAGGAAUGCUUCAAACUGCCCGAGAGUCGCGGCCUCCCCAUCGAUUCGUUCCUCAUCACUCCGCUGCAGCGCAUGGUCAAAUAUCCGCUCCUGCUCGACACUUUGAUAAAGGCGACAUCGGACGAGCACCACGACUAUGCGACGAUCAAGCAGGCCCUGCUCGAGAUUAAGAGCGUCGUGGACCAGGUGAACAAGCGCACGCGGCAGGAGGCGCGGGUCAAGCGCAUGCUCGACCUCCAGAAUCAGAUCCUCCACGGCGAGACGUUCAACUUUUUGGAUCGCAAUCGGCAUGUGGUGAAGGAGGGCAUGGCGAAGGUAGCCGGCAAGGAGUCCUACCUGAUCCUCUUCAACGAUGUGCUGGCCUUCACCCGCAAGAAGAAGGAGAAGUACGACGUCAAGGCCGUCAUUCAGCUUAAGGGCAAGAAGUGGGCCUUCCUCACCGUCGUCCCCUCCUUCAAGUCCUCCGGUUCCACCAUCAGGAAAAAGGACAUGAACGACCCGGUGUUGGUGAUGAUCCCCGAGGAGGACUUUGUGGACUCGCCCGCCGGCGCCGCCGGCGGUUUCCCCACGAUCACGGUCUCGGGCUCGAUCGAGGCCAUACCGUCGCCCGGGUCGUCGGGCGACUUGACCCAGUACCUGCCACCCCCCUCCUCCCCACGCGGCAGCUUCACGCCCUCGCCCGCCUCCCACUCGCCGACGCCGUCGCCGCCCUCUACCGCCGCCGCCGCCACGCCGUCGCCCACCUCGUCGGCAUCGUCGUCUUCGUCGGCGUCCACCACCAACCCGUCGCCGCCAUCGUUCACAAAGGCGGCCAGCAGCGGCAGCUUGCCGAUGGCCUCGUCGUCCACUGCGGCCUCGCCGCCGCUCACGCCGCACGCGUCGGGCGCGCUUUCGGCCGCGCUGCCGGCUGUCUCGUCGUCUUCGUCGUCAUCAUCAUCGUCGGCGCCGUCGAUGAAGAAUCUGCCGGAGACCAACUCCAACAGCAACCAGUUUGCGGAGGGCGGCAUCUACAAGUUCUUCUUCAAGACGGUCGAGGAGCGCAACGAGUGGAUGACCAAGUUCAGGAAGGUGGCCGGGAUGACGGCCCUCGCCUCGCCCGUCAUGCCCUCGGCGACCACCACGCUCAGCCCCUCGGCCGCGGGCGAUUCCAGCCCCAAGAAAUCGCUCACGGAGAUGGUGAAGCAGAAGGACUCGCGGCGCUCACGGAUUCGUUCGGUGUCGGCGACGGUGACGCUGCCGCCGGUCGCGACGUCGACCACCUCGCCGUCGUCCACCUCGCCCCCGCCCUCGACUGCCGGCUCCCCCGCCGGCUCGCCCUCGCCGCUGGCCCGCAACGGCAGCGAAUCCGCCAGGGCCUCCGCUACUUCUCCUCGAGGGGAAACAGCGGCGACUCCUUCGCCUUCGUCGGGCGAGCGAGCGUCGAAGAUCGCUGCGGCGGCGGCUGCGGCUGCGGCAGCGGCGGCCGAGCGGGAGGCCGCCCUGCAGCAGGCGCUGAACGAGAGGAACGCUGAGAUCGCGGAGAUCAAGAAGAGGCUCGAGCACGAGGAGGCCCUGCGGAAGGAGGUGCAGCUGACCUGCCAAACGCUCCAGAAGAAGAUCGUCGACACCGAGAAGGACAAGGCCGAGAAGAUCAAAGCUGAAAAGGAGAGCUCGGAAUUCCUGAGGGCGGAGGUGGUGAAGCGGCUGCACGACAUCGAGAAGGAGCUCUCAGAGGAGAGAGAAGAGCGGAAGCGCGAGCGCGAGAGUCGCCACAAGCUCGAGGACAAGCUCGACAAGAUGUGGGACUCGCUCCUCAUGGCCAUCAAGAAGAAUGGCGGCAGCGUCGCGGCCAAGCACCAACUGAGCUGGGAUGGAGUCGACGGCGGCGAGAACGGAGACGACGGAAAGAGCGAAAACGUGGGAAAGAACGAAAACGUCGGCAAGAGCGAAAGCGGCAGCAAGUCCGAUAGCGAAAGAGACGAGUCGGCCCUUCUCUCGCCUCGCUCUCGGCGAAGGAAAGAGGAAAAGAAGAAGGAAAAGCUCCAGAAAAAGGAAAGCGACAGCCCGAGCGGCAGCGAGCGAAAGAAAGCGGCGGCCGACACGGAGAGCGAGGGGAGCGACAUGAGCGGCAGCGGCAGCGACGUCGCCACCCGGAAGUCCGGCGCCCCGACCAGCGCGCGCUCGCGGGCGUCGACCAGCAGCACGUCGGACAAGAAGGCCCAGUGGCGCAAGAGCCUGUGGUGGGGCAACAAGACAGCGUCGCCGCCUGCGUCGCCGGCGGGCGCCAAGGGCCGCGGCGCCGCCAAUGCGUCGCUCGAGAGCAUGCCCCGUCGCGACAGCGAAGCCGACAGCGAGGGCAGCGAGCGGGACGACUCGCGCGACAUUAAGCGGAAGCAGAUGGAGAAGACCUCGUCGUGGCGUUCGAAGAAGAACACAGCGAGCCUGCCGCGUACGCUGUCGCACGGGAGCAUGGACAAGCACGAGGUGCGGAAGCAGGACAUGACGAAGAAGGAGGCCAAGGCCAAGGACAAGGAGGAGAAGAAGCAGCUCAAGGAGAAGGAGAAGGAGCUGAAGAAGAGCAACGCGUCCGCCGACAAGAAGAAGGCGAGCGCCGGCAAGCAGCACGCCAACGGCAACGGCAAUGACGAGCAGCCGCGCAUGCAGCGGGCCAACUCGCUGCCUGAAAGCGAGGCCUCGGCGGCGGCGGCAGUGGCCGACGCCGACCCGCUCGCGCUGGACGACGAGCACGACGAGCAGGAGGAGUGGGAGAUCGAUUCGACGAGCGCCAAGCCAAAGAAGCAGAAGAAGACGAAGGCGAACGAGAAGAAGAGCCAGAAGACGCACAAGAAGGGCGGCGGCAGCGACAGCAGCAGCAGCGAUGAGGAGGGUGACGAAGAUGCAGAGGACAUCGGGGAUGAUCUGCUCGUGGGCUCGCCGAGGAGUAAGGGCAAGGGCGGCAACACCAAGAUGAAAAAGGCCAGCAGCAGUCGCAGCCUCUCGCGGUCGGCCGGUGCCGUGGCCACCAAGAAGGUCUCCAAGCAGGUGUAG
Acanthamoeba castellanii str. Neff is the source of this 4041-nucleotide messenger RNA. RefSeq names its product RhoGEF domain containing protein. The record is from RefSeq and is a predicted model, not a curated record. Bases 1 to 4041 code for a protein of 1346 amino acids. Gene Ontology annotation, molecular function: guanyl-nucleotide exchange factor activity. NCBI's taxonomy places the organism in Eukaryota, Discosea, Longamoebia, Acanthamoebidae. The transcript is spliced from 19 exons.